This is a messenger RNA of Cyanistes caeruleus (blue tit), 1803 nucleotides long. Lineage: Eukaryota; Metazoa; Chordata; Aves; Passeriformes; Paridae. The record is from RefSeq and is a predicted model, not a curated record.
GGAGCCGCCUCCCGGCCGCUUCUCCUCCUGCUGGAUGACAACUUCUAUUACCAGAGCAUGCGCUACGAGGUGUACCAGCUGGCCCGCAAAUAUUCCUUGGGCUUCUGCCAGUUAUUUUUAGAGUGUCCACUGGAAUGCUGCCUGCAGAGGAAUCGCCUCAGAAGUGAUCCUGUGUCUGAGCAGACAAUACAAUUAAUGGCAAGGAAAACAGAAAUGCCAGAUCUCAGGAAAAACGCUUGGGAGCAGCACAGCCUCAUUCUGAGUAGUUCUGAUUGCAUCUCAGAGGACAAUGAGCAGAUCAUGAACUUGCUGACCACUGCUUUGGAAAAUCCAGAGAGGCCAAACGAGGAGGACACAGAGCAAAAGGAGGCAGCUCGAGCCAUCUGUGCAGCCAGUACUGUCCAUCAGGCUGACCAGGCAUGCAGGAGAAUCAUCUCUCAGGCAAUGCAGGAUGCCAAAGGUAAAAACGUUCUCCCAAGUGAGAUGAAGAGCUUGGCAGAGGAACUCAACAAACUGAAAGCAGAAUUUUUGGAAGACUUGAGGCAAGGAAAGACUUUGAAAACCCAAUAUUCUGACCCUGCUACAAGUGUUAUUUCUUCAUUCCAACAUGAGGCAACCAGUCUAGUAAAUAAAUAUAUUUUAAAAUAAUGACAUAGAGAAUGUUGGGUGUUUAGAAGUCCAAAGUAUUUCAAAUGCAGUACUCUGAGCACUGCUGCUGAGAGAUCUGAGGUACAUCUCCCUCCUCUGGAGCUCCUAUGCCUCUUCUCCCCAGGACAUGGAAGAGAAACAGUUUAAUCAAGAGCAAACCAUCCUGAGAUUUAAAUUUCACAGAAUCAGAGAGUUAACCCAGGACAAGCACUUGGGAAAUCACCAGCUCCACCUAUGGAAGGACAUGCAAUUAAGAAUUGACAUGAGACCUAAUUAGAAAGUGUUAUUUUAUUCAUAUCUUACAAAAGCAAAGCUUCACAACAUGAACUACACGAGAUGGAGUUAUUUCAGAAUUAACCUUGUCAUCUCAAAAACGUUCACUAACAUUAAAAUUUAUUUUACAACUCUUAACAGGUUUCAUUUUUGCAUAAAGUAUGCUCUUUACAGUGAAAUAGAUAUUAUUAACAAAGUAGGUACUUAGAAGAACAUACACAAAGAUUGCUCAAUGAAAAUGCUUUAGCAGGAGAGAGAUUUCCUGCAGCAGAACAUCCAUUUGCUCUAGAUUUUCAAAGAUGCUUAAAAUUAGUAGAAAACUUGCCAGUGAAGACUUCUAAAUUACAUUCCCUUUGUCAAAAAGAAACAAAAAGCAAACCCCCAAAACAUUCUGGAACAAAAAAAACAGUAACAGAUUAUUUAGUUGGAAAACACUGCUGGAAAGUGUCUCCCAGCACUGAGCUUUAUAUUAAAAUGCCAAUCAACAUUUUAUGUCUAAAUCCUCUUCAUCUAAAAAUGUGUCUGUGAAAAAACAACUAUGUUUUCUAUUGCCUCCCUCACAGUUUAAGUAUUAACUGAGAUAAUGAAGAUGUUCAAAUAUUCAAAUAUCCAUUGGAAUAUUCAGUCUCAAAACAGUAAAUGUGUAUUAAGAGUCCUAUAAAUAGUGCACGUUAGAAUGUCCACAAAACUAUGAAAUAAGCUAUGACAAUAAAAACAAAACCCCCACAAAGUUCAUGUUUUGCAACUACAAAACUUAACAAAACCGAGCUAUGGAAAAAUUCCAUCUCCUUCCCAAACUUCCAUUAAUAACAGUUAAAAUGCUAAUCACCUAUUACCUUAGAAUAUAAGGAUUUUGGGUUAAAAAAAACCAAACCAAACAAA